CCAGCUUCAUCCAGUCAUUACAGAGCUUGUGUGUUGGCUACAUCUCCUGAAAUCUACUGAAAAUGUCUCUGAAAAUUGAAGGUGAAGUGAAAGUGGACUCGGAGCCGGUGGUGGCCGCCUGGAGCGACAAGCUCUUCGUCGGGUGUGAAGACGGCUCUAUCAAAAGUUUCGACGGCACCCUCACCCCAGCGUCCUCCUGGGCGGCGCACGCGGUGCAGCCGUUCGCCCUGGCGGCGGGCGGCGGCCGCGUGUACUCCGCGUCCAACGACGGCGGCAUCAAGGUCUGGGCGGAGGACGGCAGCAAGGUCACUGAACUCACCAUCGCCGGACCGGACGUGGGCACGCUGAGGAUCUUCGGAGGAGAGCUGUAUGCUGGUGAUGAGGGGGGAAAUGUGUUAAUUUACAAAAACAAUGAGGAGAAGGCUCGAUACAAUCUGCUGGAAGAAGUGAAAGACAUCGGGCUCAGCGGCCCGUUCCUGUUCACGGUGCGAGACCUCGACGUCAUCGUCACGGAGAUUAAACCAGAAGAGUCAAAGACGCGGUUCACAACACGCCACACGAUGGAGGGCCGGGCUCCACUGCGCGUGGCGGGCGCCGCGCUGCUGGCCAUGGCCCGCGGCGGCACCGCGCUGCAACUGCUCGACGCCUCCGUGGACACACGGUUCAAGAAGCUGCAUGAGGUCAAGGUGAGCGACAUGAUAGUGACGAGCUUGGACGUGAGCGGUGACUUCGCGUGGACGGCGGGCUGGGACGGGCACGUGCGGCGCUGGAGGAUCGCCGGGGACCAGCUGACGCCUGCAGGGGAGCUCAACCUGGGCGCCUGCGUCAACGCACUGGUGGCGACGGCCCCAGGCGAAGCGUACGCGGUCAUGACGGGAGGAAGAAUAGUACGGGUCAAAGCCGAUUAAGUGUGUGGUUAUUUAUGUUUAAGUUUGUAUGUUUGUAGGUAAUUAA
Molecule: messenger RNA, 954 nt
Organism: Plutella xylostella (diamondback moth)
Lineage: Eukaryota; Metazoa; Arthropoda; Insecta; Lepidoptera; Plutellidae
Molecular function (GO): protein binding
Source: RefSeq, a predicted model, not a curated record